Messenger RNA from Psylliodes chrysocephalus, 849 nucleotides. Lineage: Eukaryota; Metazoa; Arthropoda; Insecta; Coleoptera; Chrysomelidae. The record is from the annotation of a GenBank genome assembly.
AUGAGUACUUCACCGCACGUUAACGACCCGUAUGAGGACGACCCAUUUGGCGAUUCUGGCUCCAAAUAUGUGCCGAGUAAUCCAAGUGGCUCAGAAAGUGAAAGCGAAAGGGACGAGGCUACUAUAAAUGCAACAGUGAAAACAAGAAAACGCACCAGGAAUGAGCAAAUGUGGCCGAGAAAUAUUAUGAAAGCGAAGCGAAUAAAACGUGAAGAAUAUAGGAAUUUCAAAGGCAUGGCGACAAUAACACUCCCAAACUUGAAUGUAGCUCUGGAAGCUGGCUUAGCUGUUGGAACAGACGCAGGGUUUACAUACGACUUGAAACUUCCUGUGCACAUAUCCUCAGGAUUAAAUGCUGCCUGCUCUGCUGCAGCAAUUUGGGCGUAUGAAAGGUUCUCCGACGAGUCGGAUGUGGUGAGGGCCCUUUACGUGAAUGGUGCAGUUGCCUGCAUAAAGUGCGGCCUGUGUGUGAGAGUAGGGACAUCAGUCGACGGCGACUGGGAGCCUAAGGAGGGUGGUAACAUACCUGUCCCAUCCGAUGCAGUCAAGAACGGAGCCCAGGCGGUGCUUCCACCGGCAAUUAUGAGGGAUGCAGUGAUCCUGAUUGUAGCCACCAAGGCAAAUUUUUGGGCGAUGAAUCAUCACACUGGACAGGGAGAGGCACAGGGGUAUGCCUCAUACAGAGGCAAGAAGGUACUUGUUAAACUCUUUCGGGAUGGUGUGAAUAAGUCUGCGGAGACAAUGGCCCACACUAUUGGCCAUUGGGCUAGCACGAUAAAGGUGCUAACGUUAGCAGGGGUUAGGGGCCUCAAGGCACAUGGUGACCCACUCUCUAUAGCUGUGUAUUAG